This is a messenger RNA of Sorghum bicolor (sorghum), 1138 nucleotides long. RefSeq names its product peroxiredoxin Q, chloroplastic. The coding region runs from base 115 to 753 and encodes 212 amino acids. Gene Ontology annotation, cellular component: chloroplast thylakoid membrane; cytoplasm. Gene Ontology annotation, biological process: cell redox homeostasis; cellular response to oxidative stress. The record is from RefSeq and is a predicted model, not a curated record. The transcript is spliced from 3 exons. Gene Ontology annotation, molecular function: thioredoxin peroxidase activity. NCBI's taxonomy places the organism in Eukaryota, Viridiplantae, Streptophyta, Magnoliopsida, Poales, Poaceae.
CAACCAUCGCAAGAUGUUUGUUUCCAGCGGUGGUAGCACGAGAAAGGAGAAGCCAAUAGGGCCACCAUAGCUCCCAGAGCAGCGGCAGAGGCCUCACCUGAAGCUCCGUCCGCCAUGGCAUUCACGCCCGCUACGGCCUGCUGCAAGCCUUCCCUGGCGCUGGCGCCGCGGGCGGCGUCGUCCCGCGCGCAGGCGGCGGCGCUCCUCUGCACGCCCUCCACCUCCGCGUUCCGCGGCCUCCGGGCCGCGCCGGCCCCGCCGCGCUGGCGCCGCUCGGCGGCGUCCACGGGCAUCGUCUGCGGCAAGGUCAGCAAGGGCAGCGUGCCACCAAACUUCACCCUCAAGGACCAGAACGGGAAGCCCGUGUCGCUGAACAAGUUCAAGGGCAAGCCCGUCGUCGUCUACUUCUACCCCGCCGACGAGACGCCCGGAUGCACAAAGCAGGCGUGCGCGUUCAGGGACUCGUACGAGAAGUUCAAGAAGGCCGGGGCGGAGGUGAUCGGCAUCAGCGGCGACGACGCGGCGUCGCACAAGGCGUUCGCGCAGAAGUACCGGCUGCCGUUCACGCUGCUGAGCGACGAAGGGAACCGCGUGCGCAAGGAGUGGGGCGUCCCCGCCGACCUGUUCGGGACGCUCCCGGGGCGGCAGACGUACGUGCUGGACAAGCAGGGCGUCGUGCAGUACAUCUACAACAACCAGUUCCAGCCCGAGAAGCACAUCGGCGAGACGCUCAAGAUCCUGCAGAGCCUCUGAUGAGUGGGAUUCUGGGUGGGCCAUGCUGCUGCUGCUCCGGGACUAGGUAUGUAGUGUAAUCAAGAGCUGAUAAUUUGAUCGAUCCUGCUUUCAGUCUAUCAUAUCAGAGUUUCAGUCUAUCGUAUCGUAUUCAUAUCAGAGGACCCUGUUUCGUUUGAUCGACCGACCACCCUCUUCCUGUUUGUCACGGUCAGUUUCAGUUGUAACGUUUGUGUGUGUGUGUGUGUGUGUGUGUGUGUGUGUGUGUGUGUGUGUGUGAUCGGCAGUCUCAGAUGUUUGUAGCUUGUUGAACCCAAAUGGGUAUUUAUUUCUGUAUAUGCACGUGGCAGACUACAAGGUGCAAUUUUCUCCCUUGUAAGUAAAAAUAGACAACGUGAAACCUGUA